AUGGCCGCUGACAACAGCGAUAAUCUCAAGCCCAGGCCUGCCACUUCACACAUCAACAUGGACUACUACAGCAGCGAUAGCAACAACUCCGAGGCCGCGAAAAAUGACCUGGUAGACGGAGAAAGCGAUAGCGACGAGCACAUCCGAGAUCUAAGCGUUGGCAGUCACAGCCCCGAAUCAUGGAUGGCGUAUAACGACGAAAGCAGAAAGCUCAAGACCGAGCUGUCCAUGCAUCUCAAGAACAAGGACAGAAAAGAGGUAGCACGGGUCCAACAGGAAAUCAAUGAUCACUUUCGGCGUGGUGAGGUAGAUAUUAGCCAGCUUGAUCCUGACACCAUAGCACGCCUAGAGGCAAUUGACGGUCCGGAACCUCAAAGCGCUCCCCGUAGCGCUGUCCGUCUCCCAACUCAGCCUUCUGCUUCCCUUUUACACGCAGGCUCAUCCCAGGCUCUUGUAGUUACGCCACAUUCUUUACCACUAUACCUCAACCUCAACCGCAUGAGUGCUCCACAUAUUGCCGAUAACGGAAUACUAGAAGCAGGCAGUACACGCGCCCUGAACGGUCUCAACCGGGCCCUUUACUGCAAAGCAUCACCAGUCAAUCUGGACUACAAGACACUACUCAAUUUUGAGAUGACUCUGCUUGAAAUGACAACUUACAUUCCAUUGGCAUUUUUGUGGUUAGGUGGCUUCCUCUCUCGCGUCGAAUCUGCCGGAAGAGGAUGUACGAUUGUUGCACAAAUGAUGCUUUGGGUCAGAGGCCUUGACAAUGGUACCGACUUGAAGAACAAGCUCGGAAACCUUCGCAGUACGAUGCAACACAAGCUUAAGAAUUAUGGAACGUCCGACAGCACCAACAAGACUGCCUCCUCUUGGGUCCCUACAAAUAUCAUGACCACCAGAGCCAAGCCAAACUUGACCGCGGACAUAUCCCUACUGCGACUUCGGCACGGGGUAACUCGCCCUCCUCAAGGUCAACAUCGUGGUCGUCUCACCAUCGCCAUCGAACAUGCAUAUAUCUGUGGCCAUUGGGGUGUCAUGCUAAGCGAGGUCGAACGGUAUAUGGAACACUUCAAGCUGGAAGUACCUAAGAAACUCACUGAGGACGCCGACAAGCUGGCUAUCAAAGAUUUCGAGAGCAUCUAUGAGGCGACAUCCCACUGA
Alternaria burnsii is the source of this 1164-nucleotide messenger RNA. RefSeq lists its product as uncharacterized. The coding region runs from base 1 to 1164 and encodes 387 amino acids. The transcript has 4 exons. Lineage: Eukaryota; Fungi; Ascomycota; Dothideomycetes; Pleosporales; Pleosporaceae. The record is from RefSeq and is a predicted model, not a curated record.